Messenger RNA from Knipowitschia caucasica, 1308 nucleotides. Lineage: Eukaryota; Metazoa; Chordata; Actinopteri; Gobiiformes; Gobiidae. The record is from the annotation of a GenBank genome assembly.
AUGACAGUGACCUCCCGUCGGUCCAUUUCCUUCACACUCCACAUCCACAAAGCGCAGUGGUCGGCUCGAAAUAAGUGGUUCCGUGAAGCUAAAGUCCAGGUUCAAUGCAGCCUCCUGGACGUUAGAUGGCAGCAUCCGCUUCUUAUCUGCGACCCUUCCCUUAUUGCAAACCAAAACAAAAGCAGAAGAAUACAGCUCGUUCACAAAGAUCUGGUAAAUCACUCAACAGAGAUGGGGGCCUUCACUUCUAGAUCUAAGAAAAAUCUAACUCGAACUGAGCAACUAGAGAACAUGGACAAGGAAAUUAAAGAGUUGAUGGACUUUCAAGCGAAGAAUCAACGCCUGCAGAGGCUUUGGGUGGGUAGACUGCUGGUCUACUCCUCUGUCCUCUACCUUCUCACUUCUCUCCUUGUCUACUGCGUAUUUCUACCUGAACGCUGGAUACAACGCUUCACUAUGGCCAUGCCCUUCUUUGCAUAUCCAGUUGUAGUGUGGUUCAUUCGGAAGCUCUUCAUUUAUCUGUUCUCCAAACGAACAGAAUCCAACAAUGAUAAAUUGGAAGAGUUAAAAUUGUCCAAAAAGAAAAUGCUUGAAGAGGUGAUGGAAACGGAGACAUACAAAAAGGCCAAACAGAUCCUGGAGCAGUUUGAUCCAGAUGCUGUCAAAAAACAACCUCAACUAUCCCCUCGACCAUCACCUGGCACAGAGCUGCGGCUGAGGGGCGUUCCCAUGGGCUCAGCUGUGACUGCGGCUCCAGGAGGGCCCCCAGAGAGGUUGGCUCUGUCCUCCCCUCUCAUCCAAGGACCACUUCCAGGGCCUAUCUUCACUGCCAGAGCAGGAGGUUUGCAUCCUCCUGGGCCUCCUCUUAGCCGCCCCAUUUUGCCCCAAGAACGGGGUGCAUUUGACAGAGUGGUGGAGUACCUAGUGGGAGACGGUCCACAGAAUAGAUAUGCACUAAUAUGUAAGCAAUGCUUUUCCCACAAUGGAAUGGCCCUAAAAGAAGAAUUUGAAUUUUUGGCUUACCGCUGUGCAUAUUGUUACUUCUUGAAUCCUGCAAGGAAGACACGCCCUCAGGCCCCUAGGCUUCCAGAGUUUAGCUAUGAGCGGAGACUGAGAGCAGAGGGGUCGCCCUCUCGUGGCAAUACUCCUUCAAUUGCAGAUGAAGAUGAGAUGGAAGAAGGAACAGUCAGUGCCAAUGAAAUGAGCGACAGCGAGACAGAGGUUAAAUUGGUAGAAGAGUCUGGAACGAGUAGCUUAACCCAGACCGAACCCUCACUGGAACCGUCUGGACCAGAGACUGUAGAGUAG